AUGACUCAGGGUUUGAUGAGACAUUUCUCGCGCACCAAAGCGCACCGUGACUUGAUGUUGCGGAAUAUGGUGACCCAGCUUUUCCAGCACGGUUCAAUCGUGAGUACACAUGAGAAAUGUAAAGAAGUGAGUCGACUUGCGGAUCGAGUCGUUACAAUGGCGAAAAAGGCGAAUCAGGGCCGUCACUAUGUCAGCGAAUUACAAUCGCGGUUGUCGCUUGCCGGAGACACGCGUAAAUUACUUAAAACCAUAUUAGAAGAAGUGGGACCACGUUACAAGACAAGAAACGGUGGAUACACGCGAAUUUUGAAACUUGAGCCUCGAGUGGGCGAUGCAGCAAGCCAGAGUGUUUUAGAACUCGUCGACAUGCCCGUGUUGGACUCCGCAGGUGAGUUAAAACGCGGGAACAUGCGACUAUGGCUUGCAUGCAAAGCGACAAUCGCAGACGAACUUUCGGGUCUAAAUUAUACACCUUUGACGUUACAAAACCUGUACAAAUUAAGCAAAUUCAAAACCAACGUGGCGCAAUUCUUCCAGACUGACAUACUCGCGAUCAGACGGUUUAUCAAGGAAAAAGAGGAUCUUGAAUGGAACGAAGUUCAAGAGGUAAAACUCGUUAAAGAGCUUCAAAAUCGCGUGUUUGCCACUGAAAAACCCGCUAGAAAUGUCCAGCGCGGCUACCAGCUCUUUCCUAAUCGUCCGGCACGCACAUAG
Lachancea mirantina is the source of this 714-nucleotide messenger RNA. The record is from the annotation of a GenBank genome assembly. NCBI's taxonomy places the organism in Eukaryota, Fungi, Ascomycota, Saccharomycetes, Saccharomycetales, Saccharomycetaceae.